AUGGAUUACCACUGUGUGCUUAGCGGAACGGAUCCACGAAAUGUCACCAUUGCCGACUUGGCCAUUCCGGACACCAUGUGCUCGCAAAAAGGCGAAGGUGCAUUAGCCUGUGUCAUGAAUAAAACGAAAGAAAUGAUUGAUAGAGGACACGAGGAAGGACAUUUGUCACUGCGGCCCAUUUUGUACAUUUUAGGAGGUUAUGAAUGCCCGGACAACAUGGUGUGCAUGAAAUUGGAUAUGUCAGCGCAUGUCGAGGGAUUCUAUGGAAUGUUUAACGACUUCGGUAAGCGUUACUUGAGACUGACGGCUAUGGAACCCUUCUGA
This is a messenger RNA of Cylicostephanus goldi, 324 nucleotides long. NCBI's taxonomy places the organism in Eukaryota, Metazoa, Nematoda, Chromadorea, Rhabditida, Strongylidae. The record is from the annotation of a GenBank genome assembly.